AUGGUUCUGCUGGAAAGCGAGCAGUUCCUGACGGAGCUGACCAGGCUCUUCCAGAAGUGCGGGCUGCCGGGCAGUGUGUUCAUCACCACGAAGAAGUAUGAUGGCCGAACUAAACCCCUUCCAAGGAAAGGUUCAGUGGAGGGCUUUCUGCCCUCAGACAAUAAAUGUCUAAGAGCUACUGAUGGGGAAAAGAUUAGCACAGUGUGA
This is a messenger RNA of Pipistrellus nathusii (Nathusius's pipistrelle), 207 nucleotides long. The record is from the annotation of a GenBank genome assembly. Lineage: Eukaryota; Metazoa; Chordata; Mammalia; Chiroptera; Vespertilionidae.